Eleginops maclovinus (Patagonian blennie) is the source of this 6129-nucleotide messenger RNA. It is a transcript of the gene rest, whose product is annotated as RE1-silencing transcription factor. Gene Ontology annotation, biological process: positive regulation of transcription by RNA polymerase II. NCBI's taxonomy places the organism in Eukaryota, Metazoa, Chordata, Actinopteri, Perciformes, Eleginopidae. Gene Ontology annotation, cellular component: nucleus. The transcript is spliced from 6 exons. The coding region runs from base 266 to 3391 and encodes 1041 amino acids. The record is from RefSeq and is a predicted model, not a curated record.
GGAAACUUCUUCACUUGUGUUUCUGCUGUUCGUCGAGGAAAACGAUUCAGAAAGUGGAUCGAAAGAGGAGAUAAAGAGGAGGAAAGAACAGGACCACAGGAGGAAAGUCGCUCCGAUCUGAAGCUUCUCCUCCUCGUUGUGUCCUCAGCUUCUCCACCUCGUUGUGUCCUCAGCUUCUCCUCCUCGUUGUGUCCUCAGCUUCUCCUCCGCGUUGUGUCCUCAGCUUCUCCCCCUCGUUGUGUCCUCAGCUUCUCCUCGAGUCCACAUGGCGGCUCAGAUGCUGUUCCCAGUGUUUCCUGCCGACGGGGCUCAGAGCGACCUGCCCCCCCCCCAGCUGGUGAUGCUGGCCAACGUGGCGGCGGUGACGGCGGAGGGAGGCGCAGAGGAGGAGAAAGAGAUGAUGGAGCUGAAGACGGUGGGCUGCAGCUACUCCGACAGCGAGGAGGAGAGCCUCAUCAGGUACAGCUACGACAGCCAGAACCACAGAGAGGUGUGCAUCGUGGAGUACCCUGAGUCUCCGGGUCCGAGCCCCGCGGUUGCAGGAGACGACACUGAGGAGGCUGGGGAUAAGGCUGAGGAUCUGUCUCGCCCCCCCGCCAGCACCAAAACCCCCAAGCAGAGUGCCGAGCGCCACCAGAGUCCCGCCCUCCCGCCGGAGAGCACCAAGAAGAAGAAGCCCUUCCACUGCAAGCCCUGCCACUUCCAGGCCCAGAGCGAGCGGGACUUCGUGGAGCACCUGGGCUCCCAUGGGGCGAGCAAGAUGAGGGUGGUGAACCGGGUGGAGGGCCGGAGUAGGACCCGGGCCAGCGGGGCCGAGUCCCCCGAGUCCCGGGCGCUGUCGGGCGGGGAGGCGGAGAGCGGGGGGGAAGCGGGUGCAGGAGACAUCAAAGGGCUGAUCCGGUGUGAGCGGUGCGGGUACAACACCAACCGAUACGACCACUACAUUGCCCACCUGAAGCACCACAGCAAGGAGGGCCAGGACCACAGGGUGUUUAAGUGCACGCUGUGCCCCUACACCACAGUCAGUCAGUACCACUGGAGGAAGCACCUGAGGAAUCACUUCCCCAGCAAACUGCACACCUGCAGCCAGUGCUCAUACUUCAGCGACCGCAAGAGCAACUACAUCCAGCACAUCAGGACACACACAGGUGUGCGUCCCUUUCAGUGUCUGUACUGCGACUACUCCAGUUCUCAGAAGACCCAUCUGACCCGCCACAUGAGGACUCACUCAGGUGAGCGUCCUUUCAAGUGUGAGAGUUGUAACUACCUAGCGGCCAACCAGCAUGAGGUGACCCGCCACGCCCGGCAGGUCCACAACGGACCCAAACCUCUGUCCUGCCCGUACUGCGAGUACAAGACCGCCGACCGCAGCAACUACAAGAAGCACGUGGAACUGCACCUCAACCCUCGCCAGUUCGUCUGCCCGCUCUGCAAGUACGCCGCCUCCAAGAAGUGCAACCUGCAGUACCACCUGAAGUCCAGACACGCCGGCUGCAAUGUGGUCCUGGACGUCUCCAAGGUCAAGCUGCGCAACAAGAAACACAGUGGCGAGGAAAACGCAGGAGCCAGAACAAGCAAGAUGGAUAAUUCAUCCGGCGUGGACGAGGACUUCGACAUGGAGGACAACGACGUGGACAAGGAUCUGGAGUCGAGCCCCAUCAAUCUGUCGAUCAAGCCCAGCAUCAACCAAUCUCUGCAGAGCGAGGUGCUGGACAAGACCCCAAAGAAAACCACCGCCCUUCCUGAGAAAGAGAAGGUUCAGAAGGUGAAGGUGGAACCAGAGAAGAAGGUCACAACAAGGCAGAAGAAGAACGAGAAGGUCAACAAGAACCUUCUAGAGACAGAGACUCCUGUCCCGGACAAGGCCAAGAGACGCGUCAAGAAAAUGCCGGUGGGGAAAACAGCCGUGAAAGAACAAGUUACAGGAACCAAACCCAAGAAAGAAACAGAAGAACCACAAAGACCGGAGGAGGUGGGAGUGAUGAGGUCGAAGGAGGAGCAUGAGCUGAUCCCUGAGAGGAAGAAGAACGAUGGAGGUGGAAAAGAGAACAAAACCCUCAACAAGCCGAGGAAGUCUGCAUCAAAGAAGUCUGAGAAUAUAUCAGAGCCAGUCAAAGAAGCUGAGCAGAACCCCGUCUCUCCUGAGAAACCUCAGAAGGAAAAGACCAGGAAGAGGAAAGUAGUGGAAGCUCUUGAUCUUUCGAGGAACUCCUCGUCUGAGACUCCAUCCAAGACCCGACGAGUGAAGAAACCUGCUUCAGAAGAAACCAAGAAGACAAGCGAGGCGACUCGGUCCACAAGCAUGUCCAACGGGACGAGUACCGUGAAGACCAAGAAGACCAAGAAAUCCACAGACCUUAAACAAACUGUGGAUGCAGAGAAGGACCAGAAGCCUUCAGUCCUCAGUCCAUCCACAGACGUUCAGCCAGACCACCAGACAGAAACCACAACCUCCGAGCCGUGCCUGACAGGACCCAAAUCCUCAGAGUUCGGAACCAGAUCCUCAGAGACUGGAACCACACCCUCAGAGACAGGAACCACACCCUCAGAGACAGGAACCACACCCUCAGAGACAGGAACCCUAUCCUCAGAGAUAGGAACCCCAUCCUCAGAGACUGGAACCACACCCUUAGAGACUGGAACCACAACCUCAGAGACAGGAACCACACCCUCAGAGACUGGAACCACACCCUCAGAGACAGGAACCACACCCUCAGAGACAGGAACCACACCCUCAGAGACAGGAACCCUAUCCUCAGAGAUAGGAACCCCAUCCUCAGAGACUGGAACCACACCCUUAGAGACAGGAACCCUAUCCUCAGAGACAGGAACUACAUCCUCCGAGCCCUGCCUAAUAGGAACCAUAUCCUCUGAGACAGGAACCAGCCCCGCGAAGAAAAAGAAGAAGAUCUCAGCAGGAGAAACCCCUCCAUCAGUUCCAGAACCGACUCUGACCAAAACCUCAAAGGAGAUGGAGGUUUCCCCCCCCUGUAGCUCUGGUGAGGACACGCCUUCUCCGGCUGAAGACCGCUCUGUGCCAACAUUCGUUAAACCCCCCCCGCCCUCUCUGGUGAUGCCAGGCCGGAGCAAACUUGCCGACGCAGAGGACGACGAGGGCGUCCACAGCAGCCAGGAGGGGGGCAGUGACAUCAGUGACAGCGCCUCUGAGGGCAGCGACGACUCCGGACUCAAUGGAGCACGGUCGUGCAAGAUGGCCAACGACCCGGAGACGCCCACCGACGAGAUCCCGACCCCCACGGAGCUCAAGAGCCACCUGUGUAUCUUCUGCGACCGCACCUUCCCCCUGGAGGUGGUGUACCGGCGCCACCUGAACCGCCACCUCGUCAACGUGUACUUCAUGCAGGAUGGCAGCGCCAAGGCCCAGGAAUGAAGACCCCGCCGUGCAGACUCUGGUGAACUAACACUAAGCUGAGCAGCCGUUGAGCUGGACUCUGACCUGGGACUACUUUCCUAUCAACCUCCUGUUCUUACGGGGUCGUGAACACAGACAGGUACAGGUUACAUUACAGAGCAGAAGGAGGACGCGAUACUAGGAGACCCUCUCAGAAAUAACCCUGAGAAUAACCUUCAAUAUCAGAGAACAUCUGGAAGACUCUCAGAGUAUAGAAAACAUCAUCUGGAAGACUCAGAGUUUUAACGUGUCAUUUAGUUUUCAGUAAGAGAAGUAAACCUGAAUAUUCUCUCAGAUUAAAUUCACAGUGAGGAGAAGAUACUCCUUUUUUCUAGAAAGGCUUUUUGUCGUGCGGAGGGAUAUAGAGUCAGGACGAUGUUGGAGUGUUGGGGCAGUGUGAGGGUCAGAGAGUCACAGAGGAGCUGAGCAGCGCUCACAUUACAUUUGUUAUUUGAGGAGAAAAAACUAAUUUAGUGUUUAAAGUAAGAGAAGUCCACUUUAAUAUUCUCAGACUAAAUCCAUCAUGUUUAGAGAACAUCCAGAAGAGGAGCAGCACAUCCUUUCUUUGGUCAGAUUGAAAUGUUUUGCUCUUUUUUGACUUUAUAAACUCAACAGUUUUCCUCCAGAAAUGAUAGAUGUGUUUUUCCUCUGAAUUAUGUUGUGUGAUUCCCCUCAGACCCUCAGACCCCCAGACCCCCAGGUCUGGGAGCAGCUCUGUUUUGUGUUGCAUCAUUUCUAAAUCAUAAAUCUGAGGCCCGAUGAAAUGCCUGUCUGUUUCAAUAUUGUUUAUUUUAAACCCAGUGCUUUUGACAAUCAGCUGUGGGCCCUGUGGAGAGGAGGGGGCCCUGUGGAGAAGAGGGGCCCUGUAGAGAGGAGGGGGCCCUGUGGAGAGGAGGGGCGCUGUAAAGAGGAGGGGGCCCUGUGGAGAGGAGGGGGCCCUGUGGAGAGGAGGUGUAAAUACUGCAAUAUAAACCAAAGCCCCCUGUCCUCUUUAUAUUAAUUUUAAUAUCAAGCAGACUGAGACAGACUCUAGAGACAGACUGAGAGACAGACUCUAGAGAGAGACUGAGAGACAGACUCUAGAGACAGACUGAGAGAGACUCUAGAGACAUACUGAGAGACAGACUCUAGAGACAGACUGAGACACAGACUGAGAGAAAUACUGAGAGACAGACUCUAGAGACAUACUGAGAGAGACUCUAGAGACAGACUGAGAGACAGACUCUAGAGAGAGACUGAGAGACAGACUCUAGAGACAUACUGAGAGAGACUCUAGAGACAUACUGAGAGACAGACUCUAGAGACAGACUGAGACACAGACUGAGAGAAAUACUGAGAGACAAACUCUAGAGACAUACUGAGAGAGACUCUAGAGACAGACUGAGAGACAGACUCUAGAGAGAGACUGAGAGACAGACUCUAGAGACAUACUGAGAGAGACUCUAGAGACAGACUGAGAGACAGACUCUAGAGAGAGACUGAGAGAGACUCUAGAGACAGACUGAGAGACAGACUCUAGAGAGAGACUGAGAGACAGACUCUAGAGACAGACUGAGAGAGACUCUAGAGACAUACUGAGAGACAGACUCUAGAGAGAGACUGAGACACAGACUGAGAGAAAUACUGAGAGACAAACUCUAGAGACAUACUGAGAGAGACUAGAGACAGACUGAGAGACAGACUAGAGACAGACUCUAGAGAGAGAUUGAGAGACAGACUCUAGAGACAGACUGAGAGAGACUCUAAAGACAUACUGAGAGACAGACUCUAGAGAGAGACUGAGACACAAACUGAGAGACUUUAGAGAGAGACAGACUGAGAGACAGACUGAGAUAGACUCUAGAGAGAGACUGAGACACAGACUGAGAGACUAGAGAGAGACAGACUGAGAGACAGACUCUAGAGACAGACUGAGACAGACUCUAGAGAGAGCCUGAGAGACAGACUGAGAGACAGACUGAGAUAGACUCUAGAGAGAGACUGAGAUAGACUCUAGAGAGAGACUGAGACACAGACUGAGAGACUUUAGAGAGAGACAGACUCUAGAGACAGACUGAGAGACAGACUGAGAUAGACUCUAGAGAGAGCCUGAGAGACAGACUCUAGAGACAGACUCUAGAGACAUACUGAGAGACAGACUCUAGAGAGAGACUGAGAGACAGACUGAGAGAGACUCUAGAGACAUACUGAGAGACAGACUCUAGAGAGAGACUGAGACACAGACUCUAGAGACAGACUGAGACAGACCCUAGAGAGACACAGACUCUAGAGACAGACUGAGACAGACUCUAGAGACAUACUGAGACACAGACUAGAGACAUACUGAGAGAAAUACUGAGAGACAGACUCUAGAGACAUACUGAGAGACAGACUGAGAGAAAUACUGAGAGACAGACUGAGAGACAUACUGAGAGACAGACUAACCGUUCUGCAGAUGUCUCCUGCUCAUGACAAAUACUGAUCUGUUUCCUCCCCUGAUGUUUUUUGUUAAAGUAGAGACUAGUGACAUCAUUAUGUAACACAGUGACAUCACUAUAGAACACAGUUACAUCACUAUGGAACACAGCGACAUCACUAUGGAACACAGCGACAUCACUAUGGAACACAGGUAGUUAUUAAAGCUGAACAACGCGUGUUGUCCUCUGAGUUUCUCUCAGGAGUUAUUAACCAUGUUUUAUUCUGCUUUUCUUUUGAUGAAAUAAAGAUUCAAUAAUCAA